Molecule: messenger RNA, 1809 nt
Organism: Arachis stenosperma
Lineage: Eukaryota; Viridiplantae; Streptophyta; Magnoliopsida; Fabales; Fabaceae
Exons: 2
Coding region: 1-1809 (602 amino acids)
Molecular function (GO): zinc ion binding
Source: RefSeq, a predicted model, not a curated record
AUGAGACAUGAGGGGGUUUUAGGGCACGCUGUUGGAUUCGGAGCUAGAGAUGCGGAAGGGAGUACUGGUCUGACAGAGUUCCAGGUUGGUCAGCAAUUCCAGGAUAAAGAUGAGGCCCUUUUAAGUAUGAAGACUUACAGCAUCCGGCGAGGGGUACAGUACAAGGUGGUGGAGUCCGAUCACCGCCGGUAUGUGGGCAAGUGUUCCGAGUUUGGGAAUGGGUGCUCAUGGUUGAUUCGACUGAGUCUCCGGAAGCGCAAGGGCAUCUGGGAGGUCAAACGGUACAAUGGACCUCACACUUGCCUGGCCACAUCCAUCUCUAGUGACCACAGGAGUUUGGAUUAUCAUGUGAUUUUGGCUUUCAUUAUGCCAAUGGUUAGGGCCGAUGCAUCCGUGAGCAUCAAGGUGCUCCUGAACGCCACGGCAGCGCACUUUGGUUUUAGGCCGACUUACCGGAGGGUUUGGAUGGCGAAGCAGAAAUCUAUUGCCCUCAUAUACGGUGACUGGGAUGAGUCCUACAACGACCUGCCUAGGUGGGUCUUGGGUGUCCAGCUGACGAUGCCUGGGAGUGUUGUGGUCCUGAAGACGAGCCCGGUUCGAGUUGGAGGACAGGUGGACGAAUCUCAAGCGUACUUCCACAGACUUUUCUGGACUUUCCCGCCCUGCAUCGAGGCUUUCCGUCAUUGCAAGCCGCUAAUCAGCAUUGACGGCACACAUUUGUAUGGGAAGUAUGGGGGAACGUUGCUCAUCGCGAUUGCACAGGAUGGGAACUCCAACAUUCUACCUGUGGCAUUCGCACUAGUAGAGGGUGAGAAUGCGGAAUCCUGGACAUUCUUUCUCUCACACCUUCGACAGCACGUGACCCUGCAGCCCGGUCUGCUGGUUAUAUCGGACAGGCACAACGGCAUCAAGGCUGCGCUUGAGGCCCCUGACGGCGGUUGGCUACCGCCAUCUGCGUACCGUGCAUUCUGCAUACGACACGUAGCGGCUAAUUUUGCCCUAACCUUCAAGGGCAAAGACGCUAGGAGGCUACUAGUGAACGCGGCGUAUGCGAAGACCGAUGUUGAAUUUGAUUACUGGUUUGAUAUCCUGCGAUCUGAAGAUCCGGCGAUGUGUGAGUGGGCGAACCGGAUUGAUUACUCGUUGUGGACUCAGCAUCGUGAUGAGGGGCGGAGAUUCGGUCACAUGACGACGAACAUCUCCGAGCUUGCGGAACUGUUUGUUCGCAAGGGGAGAGAGGCUGAGGCCCAGAUGGGAACAGGACAACAAUUCAGUCAGCAUUUGGUGAAGUGUAUUGAGGCCAACAUGAAGACGGCCAGGUGCUUCACGGUGACGCUGUAUGACCGGGAUAACUCCGAGUUCACUGUAGCAGAGACUACUCCGACUGGUUCUUUCUCCUUGGGUACUUACAGAGUAUCACUUGCCUCUCGGACAUGUGACUGCGGGUACUUCCAGGCUCUUCAUUUCCCGUGUCAGCACGCACUUGCGUGCUGUGCAUACUCACGGGUCACCUGGACCUCUUACGUUCACAGCGUCUAUCAGAUUAGCUCGGUCUUCAAUGUGUAUCGGAUGGGAUUCACACCUCCCAUCCCGGAGGGCUUCUGGCCACCUUACGACGGGCCCACAGUGAUUCCAGACCCUGCCAUGAGGCGUGCCAGAGAGGGUCGUCCUAGAUCCACUAGGAUACGGACGAACAUGGACGAGGCGGAUCCGAAUCGGCCAAAGAGGUGCGGCCUAUGUCGCCAACCUGGACACACGCGACGUAGUUGCCCACAGGUUGCAGGCUCGUCUCAGACAGGACACCAUUAG